UCGAGCGCAUCAGCAUGCUGGUCAUCCUGCUCAACUGUGUGACCCUGGGCAUGUUCCGGCCGUGUGAGGACAUCGCCUGUGACUCGCAGCGCUGCCAGAUCCUGCAGGCCUUUGAUGACUUCAUCUUCGCCUUCUUCGCUGUGGAGAUGGUGGUGAAGAUGGUGGCCUUGGGCAUCUUUGGGAAAAAGUGUUACCUGGGGGACACUUGGAACCGGCUUGACUUUUUCAUUGUCAUCGCAGGGAUGCUGGAGUACUCACUGGACCUGCAGAACGUCAGCUUCUCCGCUGUCAGGACCGUCCGUGUGCUGCGGCCACUCAGGGCCAUUAACCGGGUGCCUAGCAUGCGCAUUCUGGUCACGCUGCUGCUGGACACGCUGCCCAUGCUGGGCAACGUCCUGCUGCUCUGCUUCUUCGUCUUCUUCAUCUUCGGCAUCGUGGGUGUCCAGCUCUGGGCCGGCCUGCUACGCAACCGGUGCUUCCUGCCCGAGAAUUUCAGCCUCCCCCUGAGCGUGGACCUGGAGCGCUAUUACCAGACUGAGAAUGAAGAUGAGAGCCCCUUCAUCUGCUCCCAGCCUCGCGAGAACGGCAUGCGGUCCUGCCGGAGCGUGCCCACGCUGCGUGGGGAGGGGGGCGGCGGCCCACCAUGCGGCCUGGACUACGAGGCCUACAACAGCUCCAGCAAUACCACUUGUGUCAACUGGAACCAGUAUUACACCAACUGCUCCGCCGGGGAGCACAACCCCUUCAAGGGGGCCAUCAACUUCGACAACAUCGGCUACGCCUGGAUCGCCAUCUUCCAGGUCAUCACGCUGGAGGGCUGGGUGGACAUCAUGUACUUUGUGAUGGAUGCUCACUCCUUCUACAACUUCAUCUACUUCAUCCUCCUCAUCAUCGUGGGCUCCUUCUUCAUGAUCAACCUGUGCCUGGUGGUGAUCGCCACGCAGUUCUCAGAGACCAAGCAGCGGGAGAGCCAGCUGAUGCGUGAGCAGCGGGUGCGCUUCCUGUCCAAUGCCAGCACCCUGGCCAGCUUCUCGGAGCCCGGCAGCUGCUACGAGGAGCUGCUCAAGUACCUGGUGUACAUCCUGCGCAAAGGUGCCCGCAGGCUGGCCCAGGUCUCCCGGGCGGCAGGCGUGCGGGCCGGGCUUCUGAGCAGCCCAGUGGCCCACGGGGGUCAGGAAACGCAGGCCAGUGGCAGCUGUUCUCGCUCCCACCGCCGUCCAUCAGUCCACCACCUAGUGCACCACCACCACCACCAUCACCAUCACUACCACCUGGGCAACGGGACGCUGAGGGGCCCCCGGUCCAACCCGGAGAUCCAGGACAGGGAAGCCAGCGGGUCCCACCGCCUCAUGCUGCCACCGCCCUCCACACCCACCCUGUCUGCGGGCCCUCCGGGGGGCACAGAGUCUGUGCACAGCUUCUACCACGCCGACUGUCACCUGGAGCCGGUGCACUGCCAGGCACCCCCUCCCAGGUCACCAUCGGAGGCGUCAGCCAGGACGAGGGGCAGUGGGAAGGUGUACCCCACCGUGCACACCAGCUCGCCGCCAGAGGUGCCAAAGGAGAAGGCGCUGGUCGAGGUGGCUCCCCAUGCUGGGCCGGCCACCCUCACCAGCCUCAACAUCCCCCCAGGGCCCUACAGCUCCAUGCACAAGCUGCUGGAGACGCAGAGCACAGGUGCCUGCCAAAGCUCCUGCAAGAUCUCCAGCCCGUGUCUGAAGGCAGACAGCGGGGCCUGUGGCCCAGACAGCUGCCCCUACUGUGCCCGGGCAGGGGAGGUGGAGCUUGCCGACCGAGAGGUGCCGGACUCUGACAGUGAGGCGGUUUAUGAGUUCACGCAGGAUGCUCAGCAUGGUGACCCCCGGGACCCUCGACGCAGCCUGGGGCUGGCUGUAGGGCCCAGCUCUGUGCUGGCCUUCUGGAGACUGAUCUGCGACACCUUCCGGAAGAUCGUGGACAGCAAGUACUUUGGCAGGGGCAUCAUGAUUGCUAUCCUGGUCAACACGCUCAGCAUGGGCAUUGAGUACCACGAGCAGCCUGAGGAGCUCACCAAUGCCCUGGAGAUCAGCAACAUCGUCUUUACCAGCCUCUUUGCCCUGGAGAUGCUGCUGAAGCUGCUGGUGUACGGGCCCUUUGGCUACAUCAAGAAUCCCUACAACAUCUUUGACGGGGUCAUUGUUGUCAUCAGCGUGUGGGAGAUCGUGGGCCAGCAGGGGGGUGGCCUGUCGGUGCUGCGGACCUUCCGCCUUAUGCGGGUGCUGAAGCUGGUGCGCUUCCUGCCGGCGCUGCAGCGGCAGCUCGUGGUGCUCAUGAAGACCAUGGACAACGUGGCCACCUUCUGCAUGCUGCUCAUGCUCUUCAUCUUCAUCUUCAGCAUCCUGGGCAUGCACCUGUUCGGCUGCAAAUUUGCUUCUGAGCGGGACGGGGACACGCUGCCAGACCGGAAGAAUUUUGACUCCCUGCUCUGGGCCAUCGUCACAGUCUUCCAGAUCCUGACCCAGGAGGACUGGAACAAGGUCCUCUACAAUGGGAUGGCCUCCACAUCCUCCUGGGCCGCCCUUUACUUCAUCGCCCUCAUGACCUUUGGCAACUACGUGCUCUUCAACCUGCUGGUGGCCAUCCUGGUGGAGGGCUUCCAGGCGGAGGAAAUCAGCAAACGGGAAGAUGCGAGUGGACAGUUGAGCUGUAUUCAGCUGCCUGUCGACUCCCAGGGGGGAGAUGCCACCAAGUCCGAGUCCGAGCCUGAUUUCUUCUCGCCCAGCCUGGACGGCGAUGGGGACAGGAAGAAACGCUGGGCCUUGGUGUCCCUAGGAGAGCACCCGGAGCUGCAGAGGAGCCUACUCCCUCCUCUGAUCAUCCACACGGCCGCCACCCCCAUGUCACUGCCCAAGAGCUCCAGCACGGGCCUGGGGGAGCAACUGGGCCCCGCCUCCCGCCGCACCAGCAGCUGCUGGUCUGCAGAGCCUGGGGCAGCCCAUGAGAUGAAGUCACCGCCGAGCGCCCGCAGCUCCCCACACAGCCCCUGGAGUGCCGCCAGCAGCUGGGCCAGCAGGCGUUCCAGUCGAAACAGCCUGGGCCGUGCCCCCAGCCUGAAACGCAGGAGCCCUAGUGGGGAGCGGCGGUCCCUGUUGUCUGGCAAGGGCCGGGAGAGCCAGGAUGAGGACAGCUCGGAAGAGGAGCGGGCCAGCCGGGUGGGCAGUGCCCGGCACCCUGGGGGCUCCCUGGAGCAGGAAGCCAAGGGAUCUUUCGACCUGCCGGAUACCCUGCAGGUGCCCGGGCUGCACCGCACGGCCAGCGGCCGCAGCUCGGCCUCGGAGCACCAGGACUGCAAUGGCAGGUCGACCCCAGGGCGCCUGGCCCGGGCCUCACACCCAGACGAGCCUCCACUAGAUGGGGAUGACGCUGAUGACGAGGGCAACCUGAGCAAAGGGGAACGGAUGCGGGCGUGGAUCCGAGCCCGGCUCCCUUCCUGCUGCCGUGAGCGGGACGCCUGGUCAGCCUACAUCUUCCCUCCACAGUCAAAAUUCCGUCUCCUGUGCCACCGGAUCAUCACCCACAAGAUGUUUGACCAUGUCGUCCUCGUCAUCAUCUUCCUCAACUGCAUCACCAUCGCCAUGGAGCGCCCCAAAAUCGACCCCCACAGUGCCGAACGCAUCUUCCUGACUCUCUCUAAUUACAUCUUCACCGCCGUCUUCCUGGCCGAGAUGACAGUGAAGGUGGUGGCGCUGGGCUGGUGCUUCGGGGAGCAGGCGUACCUGCGCAGCAGCUGGAACGUGCUGGACGGGCUGCUGGUGCUCAUCUCCGUCAUCGACAUCCUGGUGUCCAUGGUCUCCAACAGUGGCACCAAGAUCCUGGGCAUGCUGCGGGUGCUGCGUCUGCUGCGCACCCUGCGCCCACUCAGGGUUAUCAGCCGGGCGCAGGGGCUGAAACUGGUGGUGGAGACGCUGAUGUCCUCCCUGAAGCCCAUCGGCAACAUCGUGGUCAUCUGCUGUGCCUUCUUCAUCAUUUUUGGCAUCCUAGGGGUGCAGCUCUUCAAAGGGAAGUUCUUCGUGUGCCAGGGCGAGGACACCAGGAACAUCACCAACAAGUCCGACUGUGCCGAGGCCAGUUACCGGUGGGUCCGGCACAAGUACAACUUCGACAACCUCGGCCAGGCCCUGAUGUCGCUGUUCGUGCUGGCUUCCAAGGACGGCUGGGUGGACAUCAUGUAUGAUGGGCUGGAUGCUGUGGGCGUGGACCAGCAGCCCAUCAUGAACCACAACCCCUGGAUGCUGCUCUACUUCAUUUCCUUCCUGCUCAUCGUGGCCUUCUUUGUGCUGAACAUGUUCGUGGGUGUGGUGGUGGAGAACUUCCACAAGUGCCGGCAGCACCAGGAGGUGGAGGAGGCGCGGCGGCGGGAGGAGAAGCGGCUGCGGAGACUGGAGAAGAGGAGAAGGAAUCUAAUGCUGGACGGGGUAAUUGCUUCCGGCCGCUCAGCCAGCGCGGCACCAGAAGCCCAGUGCAAGCCCUACUACUCGGACUACUCCCGCUUCCGGCUGCUCGUCCACCACCUGUGCACCACCCACUACCUGGACCUCUUCAUCACAGGCGUCAUUGGCCUGAAUGUGGUCACCAUGGCUAUGGAGCACUACCAGCAGCCCCAGGUCCUGGACGAGGCUCUGAAGAUCUGCAAUUACAUCUUCACCGUCGUCUUUGUCUUGGAGUCGGUGUUCAAGCUCGUGGCCUUUGGCUUCCGCCGCUUCUUCCAAGACAGGUGGAACCAGCUGGACCUGGCUAUCGUGCUGCUGUCCAUCAUGGGCAUCACGCUGGAGGAGAUCGAGGUCAAUGCCUCGCUGCCCAUCAACCCCACCAUCAUCCGCAUCAUGAGGGUCCUGCGUAUCGCCCGAGUGCUGAAGCUGCUGAAGAUGGCUGUGGGCAUGCGGGCGCUGCUGGACACGGUGAUGCAGGCCCUGCCCCAGGUGGGGAACCUGGGACUUCUCUUCAUGUUGUUGUUUUUCAUCUUUGCAGCUCUGGGCGUGGAGCUCUUUGGAGACCUGGAGUGUGAUGAGACACACCCGUGUGAGGGUCUGGGCCGGCAUGCCACCUUCCGGAACUUCGGCAUGGCCUUCCUGACCCUCUUCCGCGUCUCCACUGGCGACAACUGGAACGGCAUCAUGAAGGACACCCUGCGAGACUGCGACCAGGAGUCCACCUGCUACAACACGGUCAUCUCCCCCAUCUACUUCGUGUCCUUCGUGCUGACCGCCCAGUUCGUGCUGGUCAACGUGGUGAUCGCCGUCCUGAUGAAGCACCUGGAGGAGAGCAACAAGGAGGCCAAGGAGGAGGCCGAGCUGGAGGCCGAGCUGGAGCUGAAGACACUCAGCCCACAGCCCCACUCGCCGCUGGGCAGCCCCUUCCUCUGGCCUGGGGUCGAGGGCUCCGACAGCCCCAAGCUGGGGCCCCUGCACCCUGCAGCCCACUCCAGGGCAGCCUCCCGCUUCUCCCUCGAUCACCCCACGGACAGACAGCUGUUUGACACCAUAUCCCUGCUGGUCCAGGGCUCCCUGGACGGGGAGCUGAAGCUAAUGGAUGAGCUGGCCGGCCUGGGGGGGCAGCCCUCUGCCUUCCCUCCCGCCCCCAGCCGGGGCGGCUCCGACCCACAGAUCCCUCUAGCUGAGAUGGAGGCUCUGUCUCUGACGUCAGAGAUUGUGUCUGAACCGUCCUGUACUCUAGCUCUGACGGAUGACUCUUUGCCUGGCGACACUCACACACUCUUACUUAGUGCCCCGGAGAGCAAUAUGGAGUCCCAGGCUACUGAGGUGCCGGUCACCCUGGGACCAGACCUGCUGACCGUCCGAAAGUCUGGGGUCAGCCGCACGCACUCCCUGCCCAACGACAGCUACAUGUGCCGGGAUGGGAGCACUACUGCGGAGUCCCCUGGGCGCAGGCCCUGGGGCCUCCCCAAAGCUCAGUCAGGCUCCAUCUUGUCUGUGCACUCCCAGCCUGCGGGGUCCAGCUACAUCCUGCAGCUGUCGAGAGAUGGGGCCCAUCUGCUACAUCCCCAUAGCGUACCCCCCUGGGGCGCCAUCCCCAAACUUCCCCCACCGGCCCGCUCCCCGUUGGCUCAACGGCCACUCAGGCGCCAGGCAGCAAUAAGGACUGACUCCCUGGAUGUGCAGGGCCUGGGCAGCAGGGAAGACCUGCUGUCAGAGGUGAGUGGGCCCUCCCCGCCGCUGGCCCGGGCCGCCUCUUUCUGGGGCCAGACAAGCAUCCUGUUGCAGCAGCAAGCCCAAGCCUGCAGCCAGAUCUCGAAGCACACACCACCUCUAGUCCCCCAUCCAGGCCCAGAGCCCACCCGGGCCAGGGUCCCCCGAGAAACCAGCAGCAGCUUGGAGCUGGACACGGAGCUGAGCUGGCUUUCCGGGGACCUCCUGCCAGCGGGCAGCCAGGAGGAGCCCCCCUCACUUCGGGACCUGAAGAAGUGCUACAGCGUGGAGACCCAGAGCUGCCGCCACCUGCCGGCCUCCUGGUUGGACGAGCAGAGGAGGCACUCUAUAGCCGUCAGCUGUCUGGACAGCGGCUCCCAGCCCCACCUGGGCCCCAGCCCCACCAGCUUUGGGGCCCAGCCUCUUGGGGCACCAGGGAGCCGGCCCAAGAAAAAACUCAGCCCACCCAGUAUCUCCAUAGACCCUCCAGAGGGCCAGGGCUCUCGGCCCCCACCCAGCCCUGGCGUCUGUCUCCGGCGUAGGGCUCCGUCCACCGACCCCAAGGACCCCUCGGCCUCGGGCCCCCCCGACAGCAUGGCUGCCUCGCCCCCCACAAAGAAAGACGUGCUGAGUCUCUCUGGUUUAGCCUCUGACCCAACAGACCCGGACCCCUGAGUCCUGCGCCCACUCUCCCUUCCUCCACUGGGGGCCAAGUCCUAGCUCCCCCUCCUGGGCUGGUGCCCUGAAAAUGUCCACACAGACACGGAGGCGCCCCUCCUCGCCUCAGUGAUGCUGGGCCACGCCACACAGGAGUUCCACCCUGGGCCGCCGAGCCAGGGCACAGAGAGGCCCCAUGCCGCCGAGGUUCCCGACACCAGGACUUGCUGGGAGAAAGCAAUACGUUUGUGCAGAAUCUCUAUGUAUAUUCUAUUUUAUUAAAUUAAUUGAAUCUA
Molecule: messenger RNA, 7138 nt
Organism: Echinops telfairi (small Madagascar hedgehog)
Lineage: Eukaryota; Metazoa; Chordata; Mammalia; Afrosoricida; Tenrecidae
Gene: CACNA1G
Product: calcium voltage-gated channel subunit alpha1 G
Exons: 37
Coding region: 15-6860 (2281 amino acids)
Biological process (GO): positive regulation of calcium ion-dependent exocytosis; calcium ion import; neuronal action potential
Cellular component (GO): neuron projection; voltage-gated sodium channel complex; plasma membrane
Molecular function (GO): voltage-gated sodium channel activity; low voltage-gated calcium channel activity
Source: RefSeq, a predicted model, not a curated record